GAAGGCGCGGCGCUGGCGGGGCGCUCGCCCGGCCCGCCCGCCCGCCCGGGAAUAAGAGCCAGGAAGCGGCCGGCCGGCGGGCGGGCGGCUAUGGAGGCGGCGGCGGCGGCGGCGGCGGCGCUGCCCUGCCCGGUGUGGUCGGCGGCGUUCUGGCGGCGCCUGUCGGGGCCGGAGGAGCAGCGGGCGCUGGAGCUGGCGAGCUACGUGCUGGCGGGCUGCGUGGCGCUGGCGGCGCUGGCGGGGAGCGGCAUGCGCCUGCCCUACGGGCGCUACUCGGCCGCCUUCAUGGGCGCGGGCUCGCUGCCGGCGCGCCUGGCCUGGCUGCUGCAGGAGGCGCCCUCCUUCCUGCUGCCGUUGCUACUCGUCUGCCGCAGCGAGGGCGCCCAGCUGCACCGCUGGCCCAACCGCAUCCUCCUGGGGCUCUUCCUCGCCCACUACGCCUACAGGUCAUUCAUCUUUCCUUUCUUAAUUCGUGGAGGAAAGCCGACACCGAUCUUUACUUGUGUGUUAGCCUUUGCCUUCUGCAGCCUUAACGGAUACUUGCAAGGCCGGAGUUUGAGUAACUAUGUGGAAUACCCUACAAACUGGCUGAAAGAUCCACGUUUCAUUCUAGGUAUUGCAGGGUGGCUCAGUGGCCUGCUGAUUAAUAUACACUCGGAUCAUAUUUUAAUAAAUCUCAGGAAACCAGGGGAGACAGGGUAUAAAAUACCAACAGGAGGACUCUUUGAAUAUGUGACUGCAGCUAACUUCUUUGGGGAGAUUCUCGAAUGGUCAGGGUUUGCUCUUGCGUGUUGUACUGUGGAAAGUAGAGUUUUUGCCUUCAGCACAUGCCUGGUUUUAACUACCCGUGCACAUCAUCAUCAUCAAUGGUACCUUCAAAAGUUUGAAAACUACCCACGAUGCAGGAAAAUUCUGAUUCCAUUUGUGUACUAAGUUCUUCCUAUCAUUCUCAGCUAAUUUGGAAUACCUUCUCUUUCUUACCAUAGCAGCCAUUCUGACCAAUAAACAUUGGCUAAGUGGAUUCUCCCACAUCAGGGGUCUCCAACCUUUUUAA
Molecule: messenger RNA, 1054 nt
Organism: Eublepharis macularius
Lineage: Eukaryota; Metazoa; Chordata; Lepidosauria; Squamata; Eublepharidae
Gene: SRD5A1
Product: steroid 5 alpha-reductase 1
Exons: 5
Coding region: 91-933 (280 amino acids)
Biological process (GO): steroid biosynthetic process
Cellular component (GO): membrane
Molecular function (GO): 3-oxo-5-alpha-steroid 4-dehydrogenase activity
Source: RefSeq, a predicted model, not a curated record